Messenger RNA from Mytilus trossulus (common blue mussel), 1449 nucleotides. Its product is annotated as sushi, von Willebrand factor type A, EGF and pentraxin domain-containing protein 1-like. Gene Ontology annotation, molecular function: calcium ion binding. The record is from RefSeq and is a predicted model, not a curated record. The transcript has 7 exons. The coding region runs from base 70 to 1374 and encodes 434 amino acids. Lineage: Eukaryota; Metazoa; Mollusca; Bivalvia; Mytilida; Mytilidae.
UGAGGACGUCGUCUUAUGCAGGAAGUCAUAUGAUGCAGGAUGCAAAUACAUAAGUAGAUAGAAUAAUAUAUGCAUAUUUUCCACAUGCACCAUUGGUGUGUGUGUAUUCAUCAACGGAAAAUGGGGUUCAUUCCACUGUUCUUUGCUACGUGUUUUACGUUAUUUGGUUAUAUAGAAAGUUGGAGGUCCUCACAGUGGGAUCAAUGUGGCUGUAGUUGGAAUGAAUGGCAAGCCUGGGAAACUUGCGAUAGCGAAUGUAAUGGUAAAACUAGUCGUGAUAGAAAUGUAAAAAUGUAUACCCACGAGCCUGGGUGUGUCUUUAGCUACUACACAUGCACUGACGAUGAAAGUGGAAAAGACUACUCGAGAUGUAAUUCAUUUUGUUACAAUGGAGGAACAUCAGACAGCUACUCUUGUAGAUGUGUGACAGGAUUUUAUGGAGAUUGCUGCAGUCAUCAGGUGAACUGUGGAAAUCCUGGAUCCAUAUCGCAUGGCAGCUUACAUGGUAGUACCUUCACGUAUGGAAGAUCGGUAAGAUAUACAUGUGAUAGUGGGUACCUGUUGGUGGGCGGAUCACCAAGUAGAAGUUGCCAACUGAUUGCACUAUGGAGUGGAAGAAAACCACGGUGCGCAUAUUAUAGGUCAUGUGGUAGUGGUCCAUGUAAGAAUGGAGCAAGUUGUACAAAUAUACCGGAUUAUUAUAAAUGUACAUGUACUCAUGGUUGGUCAGGCAAAAACUGUGAUGUAGAUAUACUGCCACCAAUAAUGACAAAUUGUUCUAGCGACAAAUACAUCAAAACAUCAGCACUUGAAAAUCUAGUAAAAUGGCAGAUACCUUCAUUCACUGAUUCACAUAAUUUUGCGAUCAAGGUUACAUCAAACUACCCUUUAAAUGAGUUCACUUUUCCAUGGGGAGAUUUUAAGGUUACCUAUACAGCUACAAAACCAAAGAACGGUUUAAGUACAAACUGUUUGUUCAGCAUCAGUUUAAGGCCAAACCCAUGUUCUACAAUCAAUGUUCCAGUUAACGGGGCUUUAAUAUGCAACAACUGGAGAACUGAUUAUGGCCAGUUUUGUACAUUUUUGUGUAGAGAGUCUUACACAGUUCCACGUGGUGUUAUGAUGGAUCACUUUUAUGUUUGUGGAGCUUCUGGAACGUGGAUGCCCUCAAAUACAAUACCUAAUUGUUCAGUGACUGCUACAAGUUUGCAUGCAGCUGGGGGAUAUUCUAUUGAUCCAACGUACUCAAAUUGUACGGCUGAUAGAAGAGAAAUGCAACAGGAUUACAUAAAGAAACUGAGUCAAUCACAUUUCAGACAAUUUUGUCAAAAGUUUCAAGAAUGUAUCCCGGAAAAUGUGUCAGUAAAGUGCUAAACGACGGUUCUGAAUAUACGUCCUCUAAUUGUUUUGACUAUGUUCAUGUUUAAUCAAUAAAUUGUACUUAUUCUA